CCUUGUAAGAAUCGCAAAGAAAAGCCUACAAAAUUUUCGAGUGCACUUGAGAACAAAACAAUCUAUACUACAUGUAACAUGUUCUCAUUGAAUUCUCUUAACACCCAAAAUCAGAUUUUAGUAAGUGUUGGUCAGUUUUCGUCGCGCUACGCUAGUUUAUUUCGCACAAAAAAGCAAAACGGCGACAGAAACAAGGAUGUGAAAGGCAAAGAAAGUGCAGGAGCUUCGCAUAGUCCUGCGGCAUGCCCGGAGAGCUUCGAGGAGGCCUUACGGAACAUCGAUAAGAAUGUUGCAACAGAGAUGCGUAAUAUUAACGUCAAAUCCCUCGUCCCGUCGAUGAGAACUCCCAAAAGUUUCAAUAAUAUUUUGGAAUCAACCUCCAGCAAAAAGGUUUCCUACGUAUCCUCGGCUUCCUUCGAUCAAAACAAAAGAGGAUGGACACAUUCGAGGUCUCCUACUGUGACGGUCGACCUAAGCGGUAAAAAUGGUAAAUUCAGUGUAACUAGUAACUUUGUGGGCCUGCUGUCUAGAAGUCUAAUAGAUAAGUCAUUCAACUGCAACAUACAAGUCCGAGGUUUCAAAACAGAGAGAAGCAUUAAUGCUGACCUGAAGAGGAAUCCCAAUCUCAUUAACAGACUGCGUAAGUUUUUGGGGCUGAGUGCAACAGCAAAUGUUGAGAAGCAAUCGGGUCUGGGGCCGGAGGUGGUGCCCCGCCUGGAUAAGCUGCUCACCGAAGACAAUGUCCUCACGAACCAACAGAAGGAUAAAAUUAAAAUUGCCUUUGCAGAAGGAUAUUUAGCAGGCUCCCACCCCGAGAAUGUGCGCGGCACCAAGACAUCUAAGUACCUGAAGCUGGUGCAGCAGCUGCUGACCAUUGUGCUGUUCCUGGCCAUCUUUGUCAGCUUGAUGGCUUCUGUCAGCGGCACUGUCUUCCGGAUACAGCUGGGUAACCAGGUGGAGGUGGACCCCGAGGACAUCUCCGUCACCUUCGACGACGUGAAGGGCGCCGACGAGGCCAAGCAGGAGUUGAAGGAUGUGGUGGAGUUUCUGAAGUCCCCGGAGAAGUUCUCAUCUCUGGGCGGGAAGCUGCCGAAAGGCGUGCUGCUGGUGGGUCCGCCGGGCACGGGCAAGACGCUGCUGGCGCGCGCGGUGGCGGGCGAGGCGCGGGUGCCGUUCUUCCACGCCGCCGGACCCGAGUUCGACGAGAUACUAGUCGGUCAGGGCGCCAGGAGGGUGCGGGAUCUGUUUAAGGCGGCGAAGGAGCGCGCUCCGUGCGUGAUAUUCAUCGACGAGAUAGACUCCGUCGGCGCCAAGCGCACCAACAGCGUGCUGCACCCCUACGCCAAUCAGACAAUAAACCAGCUGCUGUCGGAGAUGGACGGGUUCCACCAGAACGAGGGCGUGAUCGUGCUCGGUGCCACCAACCGCCGCGACGAUCUCGACCCCGCGCUGCUCCGGCCCGGACGAUUCGACGUCGAGGUGAACGUGCCGGCACCGGACUACGUCGGUCGGCUGGAGAUCCUGCGGCUGUACGUGGCGCGCGUGCGGGCGCACCCCGGCCUGGACGUGGAGGCGCUGGCGCGGGGCACCACCGGCUUCACGGGCGCCGACCUCGAGAGCAUGGUGAACCAGGCGGCGCUGCGGGCCGCGGCCGAGGGCGCCGUCGCCGUCGGCAUGGCGCACCUCGAGGAGGCGCGCGACAAGGUGCUGAUGGGCCCCGCGCGCCGCACGCGCUUGCCCGACGACGAGGCCAACGCCAUCACCGCCAUACACGAGGGCGGCCACGCCGUCGUCGCCUACUACACCAAGGACGCGCACCCGCUGCACAAGGUGACGAUAAUCCCGCGCGGGCCGUCGCUGGGCCACACGGCGUACAUCCCGGCCAAGGAGCGCUACCACGUCACCAAGCAGCAGCUGCUCGCCAUGAUGGACACCAUGAUGGGCGGCCGCGCCGCUGAGGAGCUCGUCUACGGCCCCGAAAAGAUCACCUCAGGCGCGUCGUCUGACCUGAAGCAGGCGACGUCGAUCGCCAACCACAUGGUGCGCGAGUGGGGCAUGAGCGAGAAGGUGGGGCUGCGGACCCUGGAGCCCCCGCGCGGCCUCACGCCUUCGGACCAGCUCGGGCCCUAUACCAAUGAGCUUGUGGACGCGGAGAUCAAGAAGAUCCUGUCGGAGAGCUACGAGCGCGCGAAGGCGAUCCUCAAGGCGCACGCCAAGGAGCACAAGGCGCUCUCCGACGCCCUGCUUAAGUACGAAACGCUGGACGCGGACGACAUCAAGGCGAUCAUGAACGGUGACAAGAUCAGGAGCGAUCGGCGCGCCGGAGUGGACACGCCCCCCGCGCCCGCGCCCACCCCCGCCCCCGCGCCCGCGCCGCUGCUCGGCGGACAGCGCGCGCCAGCGUAGAGUGCGCUGAAGGCCAACACUACUUUUUGUUCUAGAGGCGUCGAGCGUUGACACCGGCGCGGGCGGUCGGCGCGCGAGGAGUGGCUCAGAAAAUUUUGCAGGCCCCAUGUUGUUAAAUUAUACAAAAACAAAUAAAAAUAAGUAUAACUUCGUUGAA
Molecule: messenger RNA, 2563 nt
Organism: Aricia agestis (brown argus)
Lineage: Eukaryota; Metazoa; Arthropoda; Insecta; Lepidoptera; Lycaenidae
Gene: YME1L
Product: ATP-dependent zinc metalloprotease YME1L
Exons: 14
Coding region: 79-2406 (775 amino acids)
Biological process (GO): protein quality control for misfolded or incompletely synthesized proteins; mitochondrion organization
Cellular component (GO): mitochondrial inner membrane
Molecular function (GO): ATP hydrolysis activity; ATP binding; ATP-dependent peptidase activity
Source: RefSeq, a predicted model, not a curated record